CAGAACGGAAUCGGAACAAUUUUCUAACAGUCUCAUAUGAAGCGUUGGCUAAAAAAUUAAAAGACGCUUACCCCUUUCAUACUUAGUCUAGAAACCUUUACAAUCGUUUCUAAAAGGAUUGUUAGCAAAUUUCUGUGAGCAGUACUCGGCGGGCGUGACUGAAAAUCUUGAUAAGUCUAUGGGGAAUACACAACUUCUCGCGCCGUGGAAAAAACCGGGGGAAUCCCAUCAGUCUUACGACACUUGAUCACAUCAUUGCAGAGUGGCGGUUUAGGAGGGAAACGAGAAGCCUGGCCAAUUAAAAAAAUCAGUGAACGUACUAGAAACAGCACCAGCAUUGAAGAAAUAGCCACAAAGUCACUGACGAAGACAAAGGAACAUGGCAUCUGCGGACACGUAUGCGGACGAUCAAUUGGAAGAUCCUCUCGAUUUUGAGACUCCGGAGAUUGAGAUCAAGUUAACGGAAAUGAAGACAGCACGAUAUUUUACGAUAACAACCGACAGCUACAUAUCGUUGUGCUCUCGCGUUUACGCUGCACUGUGCGCUGAAAACCCAGAAUUUUCUGCCAAUUUCUCAGAAUCAGUUUUUCAAUAUUAUGCUGUCAUUCAUCUGUGGAUGCGGUUUGCAGCGGUUCUUCCUAAUUCGAUGCAGAGGACAUCACAUCAGUUUCUGGCUGAAAUGUACAAGCUAAACAACGAAUCAUGGCACGUACCCAAGCCAUUGCUAACAUAUUUGAAGGGAAUUGGAAAUUUUCGUGAUGUUGACAAUUGCGAGAGACAGUUUCAGUUGCCAGUAUUACCAACCCAUGAAUCCAUCGGUGGAGUCAAAUACACAUUUGGAAAAAUAAACGCCAAUACACAUCACUUUUACGAAGCUUUUCCAGCCCCUGGAAUUGCGGCUCUGCGCAUACAGGCUGAUAUUAAGUACACAGAAAAUUUUUGUAAUGAAAAUUUAUUUUGGGAUUUACCUGAUGAUCUUCGUCCAGAUGCAAUAGAUUCUCGCAUCAAAUCUUGUGAUCCAACUAAAAACCUUUUGGGUUGGGCUCCUGCACAAGAACUGACCUCUAAACAAUUGGAACUAUGUCAAUGGCUGGAUAUGAAUGAAUUUCUAAACAACAAGGUUUCAACUUUAAGCUCACAUGCCCUUGAGAUGUUACGAUCAAUUUCUAAUUCCCUGUGCCCUAAACAAAAGGAAGAUGAUAGUGAUUGUUCGCUGUGCAAAACUUUCGAUACUCUUCCUCAGUAUGGCUCACUAGUUCAGGGAACAUUUGUUGAAAAACAUGAUAAAUUCGUCAAAUUUGAUAGGUCUGCCAUGUAUUGCGAUGGAAAUAUAUCCUUACGUUCCCAGUUUAUGCUGAAUGAUGAUUUGGCUAAGAGUGCAAUAAUUUCGGGAUAUCGGAUGAUUAAAGAUUCAAUCGGUGAUAGACAUUGUUGGUCUUGCUAUGAUUAUGACGAGUACAAAAAUGUUCCCGCAAAUUGGAUUCGUUCUCGAAACAUGGUCUACGUGUAUGACUCCACUGAAAAAUUUGAUGAGAUAAGAUAUAUCAGCGCAUAUAUCUCGAAGAGAAUUUUGCAAAAUGUAUGCAUCCUAAACAGCAUGAUCAAGGAUAGCACAUGGAGCAUAUACGAAUAGAAAAGGAAAACAAAACAGAAUAUUUCUGUGACAUAUUUACACAAAUGUUUUUCUUUGCAUCUUAUAAGUUUUUUUGUAAUAUUUCACAUAUGUGCAUUCAUGUUUUUGUUCUGUUUCUAUUUUUGUUACGUAACAUAGUCUUCGUUAAUGCAAGAAUUAAAUUUUUAUUGAAAUUUUCAAGGUGCGUACAAGUUGACGCAUGGAGAAGAAAAGACCUUUUAUAUGAAAAAUGACAUGCCAGUUGCUUCUGUAUCCAUUGAGUAUCUAAUUUCUGAAAGACAGCUGUCUAGGUAAACUUGAUGCAGUUUCGCUAAGUGAAUUUAUGCGUACCUUGUUAAUUAUUUAUUACUAUUAUUUUUCUAUCCUUUUAAUAUUUUCAUUUCUAUCAUUGUAUUAUUUCUUAGGGAUUGACUAUUGGAAAAAGCAAGUAGGAUUGUCAUACUGAAGUCAAUGAAAUGAGGAUACUACCUGUUUGUAUGUGUUUCUAAUGGCGAAAAAUUUUUGUUUGAAAAAAAGUAAUUAAUAAAUACUUUGACCGUCCUGAAAAUUACUACAAUAAAUCAGAACCACAUUGUGUCAUCAGAUGGCUUAUUAGUUUAAGGAAUGUUUCUUGAAAAACGUGAUAAAUUCUACAAAUUCGAUAGAUCAAAAAUGUACUGUGAUGGAAUUUUAUCCAUGCUCAACAUACAGACUUAAUGGAAAACUGACUACCAGUGCCUCAAUUUCGGGAUACCGGAUUGCUAAAGAAUCAGUUGCAGAUAGACAUAAUUGGUGUUGCUAUAUAUGACUUUGUCAACUACAAACAAGUUCCGGAAUCAUGGAUUCGUACUCGAAAUUCUAUUUACACGUUGGGCGAUGUUGGAAGAUUGAAUGAAACGAUAUAUACUACAGCAUCUGUUUCAAGCAGAAUAACACAAAAUGACUGCAUUCUGAAGACUAUGAUAAAAUCGAAUGAGAAGUAGAAUAUUUGCCAGUAAUAAGAGAGAAGAAAAUGUAUUUCUCUAAUCUUUUCAUAUGCCUUACACACAUCAACGAUUAUGAUUUUUUAAAUUUUAUUCUCAUAUGAAGAUUUUCACAUCCUUUUUUAUGAUAGUAUUAAUAUUUGCGAUCUUACGAUUACUUUCUAUUUCAUUUAAAUGCAUUUUGCAUGUUUUAAUCUUACUCCUUUAUUUUUAUGUUAACAUUGUUAUAAUUUCUUAAAAUAUUGAUACAUUGUUAAAUUUCGUUCAUUCAAAAUUUCCUGUUAAUACUGGCAGAAACACUGAUGGACAUUUUGAAAAGGGAAUAUCGAUAUUUUUCUUUCGUAGCUGUAUAUUUUUUCUAUUAAUUGAACAUUUGCCCUAAUUUUAAAAGUAGUAAUAAUUCUCCACCAUAGAUCUCGUGGUAACAAAAGAAUUUAGGGUAACUAAAUUUCAGUGUGUUUCGAACAUGGUGCUGUCCAACAACGACACAGAACGACACAGUCGGACACAGCUGCGGAGCAUGGUUGGACACUGUGUCGGAUUCAUUGCUGCCAAUUUUUUAGUUAGAGA
Molecule: messenger RNA, 3165 nt
Organism: Neodiprion fabricii
Lineage: Eukaryota; Metazoa; Arthropoda; Insecta; Hymenoptera; Diprionidae
Exons: 3
Coding region: 380-1633 (417 amino acids)
Source: RefSeq, a predicted model, not a curated record